Messenger RNA from Paralichthys olivaceus (Japanese flounder), 1186 nucleotides. The record is from RefSeq and is a predicted model, not a curated record. Lineage: Eukaryota; Metazoa; Chordata; Actinopteri; Pleuronectiformes; Paralichthyidae.
UGAGGAUGUGCGUGCUCGGGGCUUCACCGUGGUGGUGGACAUGCGCGGCAGUAAGUGGGACAGUGUGAAGCCGGUGCUGAGGACGCUGCAGGAGUCGUUUUCCUCCAACAUCCACUCGGCUCUGCUCAUCAAACCAGACACUUUCUGGCAGAAACACAAAACCAACCUGGGCAGCGCCAAGCUCAGCUUCGAGACCUCCCUGGUGUCGGUGGAGGGUCUGUCCCGGCUCGUCGACCCCUCCCAGUUGACCUCUGACCUCGGCGGCUCGCUGGAGUACGACCAUGUGGAGUGGACCGAGCUGCGUCUGGGUCUGGAGGAGUUCUCCGGAGCCGCCACGCAGCUGUUGGACCAGCUCGAGCAGCUGGAGUCCGGACUGAGCCGUAUACCAGAGCCCCAGGACGUGGACGAGGCCCGGAAACUCCUGGAGGAACACAACCGUCUGAGAAACACCAUCGCCACGGCGCCAAUUGACGCUCUAGAACGAGAAGGGCGGAGUUUGCUCCAGCGCAUGCGCCUGGGCCCCUCACAUGGCGAAGCCUCCAAUGAAGUUGGCGGCGGCAGUGGUAGCCACGGCAGCUGGCUGUCUGGUGGGGCGGACUUCCAGAGCGUGGCGCCCAAGGUGUCGUCCCUGCUGGACCGACUACAGGCGGCUCGUAGCCACCUGCUGCAGAGCUGGAGCGACAGGAAGCUGCACCUGGACCAGGCGCUGCAGCUGCACCUGUUUGAACAGGACGCCACCAAGAUGUCGGAGUGGAUCGCCCACAGUAAAGAGCUGUUCAUGCAGAGUCUGGCGGAGGUUGGCCAGAACCACCAGCACGCCCUCGACCUCCAGACACAACACCAGCACUUCACCGCCAACUGCAUGAACGGCAGCGUGAACGUGGACAGUGUGGUCACUGUGGCGGCGAGGCUCGCAGAGGCCGGUCACUACGGCGCUGAGCGGAUCUCCUCGGUGUCGUCACGGUUACAGGAAGACUGGAAGUCCCUGACAACGGCGCUGGAAGAGCGUAGCAACACGCUUGCUAUGGCAACUGGCUUCCACCAGGGGGCAGAACAGUUCCUGCUCAAGGUCGAGGGUUGGGUUCAGGCGUGCUCUGAAGGGCCGUUGCCAUCGGCGACAGCAGAGCUGGAGGCUGCGACGAAAAAACACCAGGAGCUGAACGAAGAAAUCUCUGCUAACUACACA